GUCCCGACGCUGGAGACGCUCGUCCGAUUCUCGCUCGCGUCUCGGAUAUCGGACUUGUUGAUGUUAUGUCAAAAUUACACAGCGUUCGUUGUUUUCGCGUAUUUUUAGUUUGCGGUUAUUGUUUUGGAAUGGAAUCAAAUACUAACUGAACCGUAAUCGUAGUAAAGGAUUCAUUCAUUUUUAAACUGAAACGGUGUUUAAUUUUGACUAAUAUCUGAUUCAUUAAGCUGAUUCACGUUCGCUACUAUAAGAUGUAAAUCGUUUUGAAAUAUUGUCGAGAUAGUGAGUGCGAAACUGAGACAGGAUACCUAAGUUACAUCUCAAAGAUGAGCGGAUACAGAAACUAUGCGAGUCCAUGGAACAAGCCAAGUGCCUCGUAUUCGUCUGGAACGGUUAAGAAAGAAACAACAGGGGGGAUUCCAAAGUAUGACACUUCAUAUUCAAAAAGCAGACCCGAACCAAAGAAAGAGGAGAGUACCGUAACAUCACGAAUCGCUUCAAAAUACACUAGUCCCUACAGUGCAGGCUACCAGCGAGACACAACCACAGGAUAUGGAGCGCGAACAGAAACGUCAAGAAUAAAGCCAAUUCUCGACAAAAAGGACACCAGUCACCCUCCCGUAUCCUACAGACCGAUCAACAGAACGGGCGCCAGAUCACGUGACUCGAGCCCUAUAGAAAAAUCGGACAAAAGUACCUCAUCUACAUCUUCAUCGUACAACUAUGGCAACCGACUCUACCCUAGACCUUUCCAGAGAUCUGUCAGUAAGGAGAGGGUUGAUUCAACGAUACCAAAGUACACUGGGAGAUCAGCUUCGGCAACUAGGGAUGAAAUUCCGAAAUAUGGCUCCACAUUGUCUGUCAAAGAAGAUGUCCCUAAGUACCUCAGUCGGUCACCAAGCAGAAAUGCUUCUAGAGAAGAUCUCACUGCCGGGUCUCAAAAAUCCUACAUCAACAGUAGAUUUCUACCCAAGAACACUGUUGAGAAAAGCUACACUGCCUAUUCGAGACCUCUGUCGGUAAGGACCAACGAGACUAGUAGGAAAAACAGGGAGCUGUUGAACGUUCUGCACGCUCAACAAGAACAGGAAAGACUCAGUAGACCUGCAAGUAGAUGCUCAUCGACAACGGCCGAGGACAUUUCUUCCAAAGAGAAAGAAAUAUCGUCUUCUACUACAACGAAGUCGGAGAGUCCAGUCAGAGAGAUUGAAAUGGUGACCGUGCAAGUUGUUACGCGUGGCACCUCACCCACACCGAUUUCUCAGAAUACUCAGCAUCCUACGUUCCUCAGAAGUAGAAGGAUCGAAAUCGCCAAGGUGGUUGAGAAACAAAUCACUAGACCGAAGAACCCAGUACAUACGAUGGUAGACAAAGAAAUACAGUCUGAUCGGCUGGACGAUAGUACGAAGAUCUCGCGAUUCUCUGGCGCAUCCAGAAUGUCAGCCACACCAUGGUCCUCUUUCUUAGACAUGAAAUUCAAUAGUCCAGCCCAAAAGUCAAAAGCCAACGCGAAACCCAAGGAAUGCGACAGUCCGAAGAGUCUUUCAAGAACUAGCUCGACAAAAAGCUUGGAGCAGUCACCUGCGAAGACUGAUAAGCCUAAGGAAGUUAGGAAGUCGCCGUCUCCAGCAAAGUCGAAAAUUGUGCCACCCAAGCAGAUUUCUGAUAAAAAGCAGUUGCCACCAAUCCCAAAAGGAGAUAAUGCAGUAAAGACCAGCUCGUUGCAUUCGUCCUCACCAAAUAAAGAUUUCAGAAAGUCUGUGCUGAAUAUGAACCCAGAAGGAAAAUCGAAAAAAAUAGGACGUCGUAGUAACUCAGCCAGCUCCGCAGAGUCAGAUACAGCUGAUCCCGAAGCGACAGAUGUUUCUGAGAACCUCAAGAGCUGCGGGUCUUACCAUAAAUCCAACAGUUCCAAGUUGCCUCAGAAAAGCGCUGCUGAUAGAUGUCACGGUAGAAGCAGGAGGUCUCCAAGUGCCGAGACAAGCAACACAACUAGCGGCAGUGAGGAUGACUCCAAGACCAGAAAGAUCAAAGGCAAACUCAGUGCUGGAUCUUCCAGGACUUCCGUUGUGCUAUCAUCAGGAGAUGAACUUUCAACCGAUAAGUCUCCGAAGCCACCUCAAAGUCCAAGGAACAAGUAUGACGUCAACAAAUCUGAAGUCGAGGCAAAAUCGUUCUUGAUGAGAGCUUUGGCGCCUGUUACGAACUUCUUCAAAGUUAAGCCACCAGACUCUCCUGAGAGGGCGAACUGGAUGGACCCCAGCUCAGAGAGUAACACCGAGACUAAGUCAUUUGCGGCCGAACCUAUCACAGCAAGAAUCAUCAUACAUAGGGUGGAACCUACUGAGCCACCCUGGUGCUCAGACCGAAAUGUGGAAGAAUCUAAUCAGGCGCAAGAACAGUCAACGAGCAAAUCAGAGUCCGAUCAGAAGCCUUGGUGGGAAAACUCAACAGCUAGCUCAAAGCUAGAAUCCGGUUUGAGACAUGCGGAUUCUAUAGAGAAACCUUGGUGGGAGAAUGGUUCUGAUGAGCAAGCCUCGCAGAAGUCUAACCAACACGCCAAAGAAGAAUCUAAAAAACUUAUAAAGACGAAAAACGUUGAUUCUGGUGAGACACCAUGGUGGUUAGAUGAAAAUGCUGAGGUUCCAGAGGGUGUAGAAACAUACCCCAACUACGUAAGAGAAGACGGAACUACUGCUGAUGGCAGAGUGGUCUACAAAAUAAGGAAGAAUGACUCAAGCGAAACCUGUUGGUGGCAAAGUAGUAGCGAAAAGUCAGAGUCAAAUCAAAAUAAAACAGAACCGAACAACUCCGUAUAUCCAGAGACUCAAUCCAGUUGGGUGCGAGAUUACAAACCCAGAAAAAUGGACUCGGAGGAUGGCACCUGGUGGUUGAGUAGCAGUGAAAAAACGGAUUCAGAUAAAAAUAAAACCAAUAUAAUGGACCCAGAGUACCAGAGGAUGCAUCAGAUCAGACAUAUUGACUCUGGCGAGAGAAGUUGGUGGUUGAAUCAGGAAAAUGAGACCGAAGAGCAGCAACAAGCACCAGCAGAUCAAAGCCAAAUACCUUCUAAAUUUCCUGUCAGGCACCAAGACUCACCUGAGAAGCCUUGGUGGCUGCAAGAUAGAGAAAGUAACAAAGAAGCUGAUAACGACUUCGACAGUGUCAACAUGCCUCUUGGCGACAGAGCUAGUCCUGAAGGUUUGGAGAUGCCUAAAGACGUUGAAGGAAGGAAGAGUCCGUACGACAAUGUACCUAGCAUGCAAAGAAGACCUCAGAAGGGUGCUGCUUACAUCUCGAGAUACAUGAACAUAGACGAGGUACUUGGUGGAGCUGCCACGCAGAUGUGGAGUCCGCUUAUGGAUCAAAUUUGUGGGUAUGCAGAGGAACCUGUGUACGAGGUGGAUCCUGAUCAAGUGGUCAUACAUGAAGGGGAUCAGACCUACCAGAAGAUGAUUAAGGUCAACGCUCUCGGAGCCGUUCCAAAGGGGUCUACCCAACAGACAAAGGUAAGUCCAAGUCGCAUGUUUGUUCAAACUUUUGCAUCAGUAUCUUUGUAA
Molecule: messenger RNA, 3560 nt
Organism: Acanthoscelides obtectus
Lineage: Eukaryota; Metazoa; Arthropoda; Insecta; Coleoptera; Chrysomelidae
Source: the annotation of a GenBank genome assembly